UCCAUCAUUCGCGCCUGAAUAGCGCUUAGAACCCUAAAAAACCUCAAAUUCCUCACUCCCUCCCUACAGCCGCCCGCUAAGCUCCAACAUUUCAGGAAAUUGAAGACUCUGUUGAAUUUAUUCCCUCUACCAUAGUCCUUCCCGAUGGAGAUGGAUACGACGACAGGUGCUGAAAAUGGCUCCCUCAUUCUGGUUAAGCAAGGUGCCGAAGCUAGAGUUUUCGAGUCAGUAUUCGUGGGAAAAAGGUCCAUCAUCAAAGAACGUUUCUCCAAGAAAUACAGGCAUCCUUCUCUUGAUUCUAAACUCACUCUCAAGCGCUUAAACGCGGAGGCCAGGUGCAUGACGAAGGCUCGCCGACUGGGUGUUUCGACGCCGGUUCUUUACGCCGUGGACACGGUGCUCCAUACUCUGACAUUUGAGUACGUGGAAGGUCCUUCCGUUAAAGAUGUUUUCCUUGAAUUCGGAGUUAGUGGCGUCGUUCAAGAACGUUUAGAUGAUAUAGCCACUCAGAUUGGCGACGCAAUUGGCAAACUCCACGAUGGUGGCCUUAUUCACGGUGACCUCACCACGUCAAACAUGUUAAUCAGAAAUGGAGCUAAUCAGCUUGUCCUGAUUGAUUUUGGUCUGAGCUUUACGUCAACGCUCCCAGAAGACAAAGCUGUUGACUUGUAUGUUCUGGAGCGAGCCUUGAUUUCCAUGCAUUCUUCGUGUGGGAAUGUGAUGGAUCUUAUACUUGCUGCAUACAAGAAGUCAUCAAAGCAGUGGUCUUCCACAUUCAACAAGCUUGCUCAAGUGCGACAAAGGGGCAGAAAGCGCACCAUGGUUGGAUGAGCCUCCUUCAUUGAUGGGAUAUAAAGUAGGAGAAAAUCCGUUAGACUGAUUAAUGCAAUGGAAGAAAGUGUUAAAUCUUUGUGUUGUGAUAUUUUCUGUAUAUUGCAGUUGUAAUGCACGCAUUUUGAAGCUUGGACCUAGUUAUGAUGUACAAACACAUGAUUAUGUCAACAUGGGAUCAGGUAGAUUGGCCCCUGGCUUUCAAUUCUGAAUGCUGUAUUCCAAUUAGUUUGGCCUAGUGAUGGACACUGUUAACUGCAUUUCAGUGAUUAAAAGUACAGUCAUUCUAAUCUACUUGGUAUUUGUCGGGCUUGGCGAA
Messenger RNA from Theobroma cacao (cacao), 1150 nucleotides. Its product is annotated as Protein kinase superfamily protein. Gene Ontology annotation, molecular function: ATP binding; protein serine/threonine kinase activity. Gene Ontology annotation, cellular component: nucleus; EKC/KEOPS complex; cytosol. The record is from RefSeq and is a predicted model, not a curated record. Lineage: Eukaryota; Viridiplantae; Streptophyta; Magnoliopsida; Malvales; Malvaceae. Gene Ontology annotation, biological process: protein phosphorylation.